CUAACACGACCUUCCAGGAGUCCUUAGGGGAAACCCGCGCUGGCCCUCAGCAAUCCGGGACUUGCACACACGCGGUGAGUGGACUGCCCUGUGACGUCCCGGGACACGCCCCGCUCCUCCCCGGAAGCCCGCUCCAGCCGACUUGGCGCGCUUUUGAAGUCCCUGGGAGCUCUGAUCUCCGCGGUCGGCGACACGCCCCUCUCGGUGCCGCGGCAUGCUUCGGCCGCCCGCUUCGCGGAGGACCCGCGAGGAGGUGGACGCGACGUUGCAGGUCGCCAAGCUGAACGCCGCCGAGCUGCUGCCCACGGUGCACUGCCUGAGCUUCGGUCCCGGCACCAGCGGCGCCGCCUCCGGCGACUUCUGCCUGCUGGAGCUGGACCCCGCACUGUGCCAGCAGCUGGAGGCCGGGCACAGUUUUGUGAUUCGAGGGGACAAAGACGAGCAAGCCGUGUUGUGCAGUAGAGACAAGACCUAUGACCUGAAGAUAGCGGACACGUCCAAUAUGCUGCUCUUCAUCCCUGGCUGCAAGACUCCAGACCAGCUGAAGAGGGAGGAAACACAGAGUAACAUUGUUCACACGGAGAUCUUUGGUUUCUCUAAUAAUUAUUGGGAAUUAAGAAGAUGCAGACCUAAAUUAAAAAAGCUGAAGAAGCUCCUGAUGGAAAAUACCUACGAAGGCCCUGAUAGUCACAAGGAAGAGGAUCCAAGCCGCUCAAAAUAUACAACUGAAGAUUUGCUUGAUCAAAUUCAGGCAAGCGAGGAAGAAAUAAUGGCCCAGUUACAAGUCCUGAAUGCCUGUGAGAUUGGAGGUUAUUGGAGGAUUCUUGAAUUUGAUUAUGAGAUCAAACUUCUGAAUCACGUAACUCAGCUUGUGGACUCCGAAUCUUGGUCUUUUAGUAGAGUUCCCUUGAAUGUGUGCCUGCAGGAGCUUGGACCUCUGGAGCCAGAAGAAAUGAUUGAACACUGUCUUAAAUGCUAUGGAAAGAAAUACGUGGAUGAAGAUGAAGUUUAUUUUGAACUGAAUGAGGACAAAAUAUGCCGAGUGACCGCAGAGAUGCUGCUGCAGAACGCUGUGAAAUUUAACCUCGCCGAGUUCCAGGAGGUGUGGCAGCAGAGUGUCCCCGAGGGAAUGACGACUCGGCUUGAUCAGCUGAAGGGUUUAGCACUGAUGGAUAGGAAUUCAAGACCAGAAAUUAUCUUUUUGCUCAAAGUCGAUGAUUUGCCUGAGGGAACACAGGAGCGUUUUAAUAGUCUCUUCUCUCUAAGAGAAAAGUGGACGGAGGAAGACAUCGCUCCAUAUAUCCAAGAUUUGUGCGGAGAGAAGCAAACUAUAGGUGCGUUACUUACUAAAUAUUCUCGUUCUUCAAUGCAAAAUGGCGUGAAAGUUUAUAAUUCAAGAAGACUCAUCUCUUAAAAGAAUGGCAGACUUUUUGGGGAGACUAAAUAGCUUUAUAAAGUUCCUGGAUGUAAUAAAAGAAGAUUCUCUUGCA
Peromyscus eremicus (cactus mouse) is the source of this 1490-nucleotide messenger RNA. It is a transcript of the gene Dscc1, whose product is annotated as DNA replication and sister chromatid cohesion 1. The record is from RefSeq and is a predicted model, not a curated record. Gene Ontology annotation, biological process: mitotic sister chromatid cohesion; maintenance of mitotic sister chromatid cohesion. The transcript has 9 exons. The coding region runs from base 215 to 1414 and encodes 399 amino acids. NCBI's taxonomy places the organism in Eukaryota, Metazoa, Chordata, Mammalia, Rodentia, Cricetidae. Gene Ontology annotation, cellular component: nucleus; Ctf18 RFC-like complex; chromatin.